Lepisosteus oculatus (spotted gar) is the source of this 4771-nucleotide messenger RNA. The record is from RefSeq and is a predicted model, not a curated record. Lineage: Eukaryota; Metazoa; Chordata; Actinopteri; Semionotiformes; Lepisosteidae.
CCUCUGUCCUCCCAGGUCUUCUCCCUGGACAGCCCGGGCUCCUUCCACACCUUCUUCAGCCCCCAUUCCUCAGCCAACAAGACCAAGCUGAUGGAGACCCUGGCCGAGCAGAUCGCCACACUCUGCGCCACGCUGAAGGAGUACCCCGCCGUGCGCUACCGCAAGGGCCCGGAGGACAACGCGGCCUUCGCCGAGAUGGUGCUGGACCGGCUGAAAGCCCACAAGGCGGACAACCCCAGCAUGGGAGAGGGUGCUGACAAGGCCCGAUCCCAGCUUCUGAUCGUGGACCGCGGCUACGACCCCAUCUCCCCCAUCCUGCACGAGCUGACCUUCCAGGCCAUGGUGUACGACCUGCUGGACAUUGAGCAUGACAUCUACAAGUACGAGACGACGGGGAUCGGGGAGUCCCGAGAGAAGGAGGUCCUGCUGGAAGAGGACGACGAGCUGUGGGUCCAGCUCAGACACAUGCACAUCGCCGACGUCACCAAGAAAGUUACGGAGCUGUUGAAGAAUUUCUGUGAGGGCAAAAGAAUGAACACCGACAAGGCCAACAUCAAAGACCUGUCUCAGAUGCUGAAGAAGAUGCCGCAGUACCAGAAGGAGCUGAGCACGUACUCCACUCACCUGCACCUGGCCGAGGCCUGCAUGAAGAAAUUCAGGAGCAACGUGGACAAGCUGUGCGAAGUGGAGCAGGAUCUGGCAAUGGGAAAAGAUGCAGAGGGGGAGCCCAUCAAGGAUCCCAUGAAGACCAUCGUCCCCGUGCUCCUCAAUGCGGAGAUCAAACCCUACGACAAGAUCCGCAUCAUCUUGCUCUACAUCUUCCUGAAGAAAAAAGGGAUCGCUGAGGAGAACCUCACCAAGCUCAUCCAGCAUGCCAACAUCCAACAGGACAGCAACAUCAUCACCAACCUGCAGAAACUGGGCUGCCCCAUCAUAGCUGGGGGGGCGAACGCCGGGAACACCUUACCAGACAGGAAGGAGCGCAGGGAGAGCACCUACCAGCUCUCCCGCUGGACGCCCAUCAUCAAGGACGUGAUGGAGAACGCCAUAGAGGACAAACUGGACAGGAAGGCCUGGCCGUUCAUCUCUGACCCCAUCCCUACGGCCACCACGCAGGCUGCCGUGAGCAGUGCCCGGUUCGGACACUGGCACAAGAACAAGACGGCAACAGAGUAUCGCUCUGGGCCGCGGCUGAUCGUCUUCACCAUUGGCGGUAUGGCACACUCCGAGCUGCGUGCGGCUUAUGAGGUGACCCGCGCCACCGACAACAAGUGGGAAGUGCUCAUGGGGUCCACCCACAUCCUGACACCCACCCACUUCCUGGAUGACCUGAAAAAGCUGGAUCAGCCUCAGCAGAUGGAUUGAGGCUCCCGCCAAAUCCUGCAGCUAGGAUUUCACACCCGCGGUCCAGAUCUCCUCUCCAAAAUUCUCUGCCCCCCCUCCACCCAGACCUGAAUAAACCUGUCUCUGUCUCUGUACCUCUGUAUUAAUUUCUGUCUGUAUCUCCAACCCCAACCCUAACCCUCUCCUGGACCUGCAGAAACCUGUCUCUACACCUGUCUGCUCAUGUCUGUCUGUAACUCAAACCCUAACCUUUCCCCCAGACCUGAAUAACUCUGUCUCUGUCUCUGUCUCUGUCUCUGUCUCUGUCUCUGUCUCUGUCUCUGUCUCUGUCUCUGUCUCUGUCUCUGUCUCUGUCUCUGUCUCUGUGCCUCUCUGUUCAUUGAUUGAUGGAGAGGAGAUACAGUCUGUCCGUAUCUCAAACCCUAACCCUACUGUGAUUCCUAACCCUCUACCACACCUCUCUGUCUCUGCCCCUCUCGGCUCAUGUCUGUCCGUACUGAAAAGGAAUGUCUUCACCGCUAUCGGGCCGUGACACCACGAGCAAACGUGAACGCGUCUCUGUGCCUUAGAAACACCGCAAGUCUUUUUGUCUGCCGCAGAUCGAGCCUGAAGGCACCACUUGAGCUUCUUGUUCAAACCUAUCUUGUUCAAACCGUUCUCUUCAAGGGGAAAAGAGGGCUGAGCCCACACUUGCUUCCCUAGUUUCCGUGCCUGUCGGUCAGCGCGUCGUGAGAUCGAGGCAGUCGAGGGCUGAGCGUGUUCCUGCUCCGGCCUGGCGCGCCCAGAAAGAGACAUCAAGUCUUCUGAUUCCCUCGACCUCGCAUGCGAUGGACCGAUUUCUUUCCUGUUCUCUUUCGAUACCAUAUUAAUAGAUUCAAUACGAGUUUUUAGGAAGAAUCUUUGAGAAGAGACCUUUGAUCUAAGAGCUGGAAAUCCAUGAUCCAUGAGCGGAUCUCUCGAAGUGCGUUGCUUUACAGAGCUCCUUCUGGCCCCGGUUUUUGACUCGGCAUGUGUUUUGUCUCUGCUUUUCAAAAUUGUGACCCGACUUUCUUCUGUAAUUGUCAGGGUUUUUUUAACACUGUGCUGGCAUCCCCGGUGUUGUAGAAACACCUUAUUUCCUCAUCUCAAAUCUUGAUCCGGGAAGAGCUUCAGGGCAGAGCCAUCAGAUUUCCAUCCUGCCCAGCUCCCAAUGGCUUAGCUGAUCAAAUAAUAGUCUUAAUAAACUCAGAUCACAGUGACCUUGAACCCUUGACUGAAGGUGUAUGAGAAUGCCUGGGAUUCUGUUCAGACCAGAUCUGGGGUCUCGGACUCUGUUCUUCCUGCUUCUUGUGUCAACCCGAGUUGUCUGUUAAACACUUAACCUUGUUACCGUCUUAUGCAUUGUAUAGGAUGUUCCUUAACGUCUUUUACAGUUCAUAACUCAGAAUAUUCAAUUCAUUAAAACGACAGUUCCCUAUAUAAAAUAUUUUGAAGCCACGUGUGAAAUACCACAGUUGCGCUGCCCAAUUGACAUAAUUAGAUGCUCCAUAAUAACCUGAGAGCUCAAUGGAACAAUACCCAGAGGACACUGGGCCCUCCAGGACUCUUGACACCCUGGGUCUAGAUUAACAGUGACCUUUAAUCCCUGGCUGAGGACUGGGUAUGUGCAGGACACCAGAAUGAUGACAAAAAGGUCCUGCAGCUGCCAGUGAUCAGGAAAGAAAAAGAAUAGCUCAAUAAUGAAGGAAGCAGUUUAGCCACCUGUUUAGAUUUAGAGUCUUUUUAUCAUUGUUCACCUGUUGUCACGCUUUAAUCAAAUCUGUGGUGUACAUAUUUAUUAUUUGAAAUUGAAAAAUAAAAUUCUAAAUAUAUAUGCUUAUACUGAAAUAUAUCUAAAUCUCUGUGUGUCUCGUGAUCUGUGCAGAAUGCAGUAGACUGAGUAACUGCUUCCCUCUGUCCUAUAACCUUCCUGUCCAAUGAUCUGUGACCCUGUGACCAAGUGCCUGGGUCUGUCCUCUUUCUGUUCAGGGUAUGCAGGACUGUCACAAGAGAUGGCCUGGCCGGAAAAAGGCUCUUCUGUUCCAUAGCACUCCGUUCCAUACUACUGUUUUCUGAGUCUGUGCCCCAGCUAAUUCCAGACCAAAACUAACUCAGGGAUCAUGCCUGCUGGGAUGGCCAGUCUGAAUCCCGGAGACCACCACCGUCCUCUGAAUUCAGAGACAGGGGCCCGAGACUGGGACAGGAUUAAUUAGAAUUUAGUGUAAGACCUCGGAAUCAGCCAAAGACUGGAGUCAGAGACAAGAGUCUUGUUUUUACCUUGUUACCGGAAUAUAAAAGAGCAAACAAGCUAUUGGAGAACUCCUGGGUCAGGACAGAUGAAAAUAGCUUAUUUGUCCUGAUUGAUUUAGCUGAGAUUGGAUCCAUCAUGGCUGUAUGCCCCCAUGCUGAAUCGUACAGUUCUUAACCUUCCCCAGCUGAGCAAUGCUACGCGGUUAUGUCCUGCUAAUGAAACCAUGCACCCUAGCUUUUAUAGUAAUGAUUUUGAAACAGUAGAAGAGAGAGUACUAUCUGGAUAGCUUUGUGUGACGAUUGUCUUUUUUAGCUUUUUGGUAUUUGCAACAAGUACAGAUUAACUCCCAAUGCCCCCUCCUGAUCUGAUCUGAUCACUUCUAAUGGAAUUGGCAACUCCUGGGUUUGCGGUUUCCACUGGGAAGUUAGAUUUACAGAGCCCUGCGGUACCAAAACGAGCAGCAAAAACAACUGGAACACAACACGGGCCACAAAAGGCAGGUGGCACUAACACACACCUGGCAAUGCCUGUGGAUCUUGCUCAGGGGAUUGACCUAGACAGUCUUGUCAAUGGCAGAUUCCUAUAACUGCAGCAGGGGAUUUGUGACGCGUUGCAAAAGAAUUGUAUGGAGCAAACAGAAUCAGCUGUUCAAAAAGUGCGGUGAAAAGGCUUUGGUGCUCAUACUGGGACCUGUAUCUGGGACACAUUCUGUAUGGGGGGGCGGGGGGGGGUGCUCAUUCUAAUGAGGCCAGGCUCUGUAAAUCUAGCAUACACCUCCGGCUAUUGUCCUGCACAUUCCAGUGGUACAUGCCAACUCCAGAUCAAUGGUAGUUAUUAACAAACUGAAUCCUUGUGACUUAUUCAGAGGAUGUUUGAGUAACGGUGAAUCAAGACAAUAAGUAAGUGUGAGAUAUGGAUGUUUUUUUAUCUAACUUUUAACAGUUCAAAAUAAAAAAAGGAUUUAGGGUGGUUUAGUAUUUAUUGAAGAAAUAAGAAUACAAGCUCCCUGUGAGUGGGGCUUUGAUGAAACAGUUUUGUGUAUUGCUUCUUGAAUGCCAGUGAAAUUGUCUGAAUUCACUCACCAGAGAGUCUGUCUCCAAUCUGUGUUUAUUUUGUUAUUGCAAAGAAUUGAUUAAAUAAAUCUGUGUUCUGAAUUUG